UGAGUUCUACAAAUAUUGUAGCCUAUUUUCUGGUCUCUGAAAAAUAACUAAUUUGUACCCAUAAUCUCCAGCAUGUCUUUACCUUUCUUAAUAAGAGAAAGACACUACUUCUCAUUUGCAAGUUCAAAUCAUCAUUAAUUUUAUAGUCAAUGAAGUGGGUUUUCGUAGGUCAGGCAUUACCAUUACUGAUCUUACUGUUAAUAUUCUAACCAUAAGUAUUAAAUUACUAAUGGUGAAGAGGGUUUUUCAUUUUUAAUAUAAGCCUCUUCUACUUAUGGGAUAUAUGCCAACUCCAAAGAAAUGUUAGUCAUGUGCUUUUCAGAAGAUGAAAGCUUAAGAUAAAGGCUGAAAGUGUUUGAUGCUGGAGGUGGGAGUGGUAUUAUAUAGGUCUUAGCCAAGACAUGUGAUAGUCACUGUAGGAGAAACUGGAAAGUGAAGUCUGUUGCUCUGCUGCUCUGAUUGAUCAGCCAGCAGACCCUGUGAGGACUAGAGGAAGAAUGCUCCUGGCUGUUUUGUACUGCCUGCUGUGGAGUUUCCAAACCUCUGCUGGUCAUUUCCCUCGAGCUUGUGCCACUUCCAGGAACCUGAUGGAGAAGGAAUGCUGCCCACCAUGGAGGGGCGAUGGGAGUCCCUGUGGCCAGCUUUCAGGCAGGGGUUCCUGCCAGGAUGUCCUUCUGUCCAAUGCACCGCGUGGAGCUCAAUUCCCCUUCACGGGGGUGGAUGACCGGGAGUCUUGGCCCUCUGUCUUUUAUAACAGGACCUGCCAGUGCUCUGGCAACUUCAUGGGAUUCAACUGUGGAAAUUGCAAGUUUGGCUUUUGGGGACCAAACUGCACAGAAAGACGACUCCUGGUGAGAAGAAACAUCUUUGAUUUGAGCAUCUCAGAAAAGGACAAAUUUCUUGCCUACCUCACUUUAGCAAAGCAUACUGUCAGCACAGACUACGUCAUCCCCACAGGCACCUAUGGCCAGAUGAAUAAUGGAACAACGCCCAUGUUUAAUGAUGUCAACAUUUAUGACCUAUUUGUCUGGAUGCAUUAUUAUGUGUCAAGGGACACACUGCUUGGGGGGUCUGAAAUCUGGAGAGACAUUGAUUUUGCCCAUGAAGCACCAGGUUUUCUGCCUUGGCAUAGACUCUUCUUGUUGCUGUGGGAACAAGAAAUCCAGAAGCUGACAGGGGAUGAGAAUUUCACUAUUCCAUAUUGGGACUGGCGGGAUGCAGAAAACUGUGAUAUUUGCACAGAUGAGUACAUGGGAGGUCACCACCCAGCAAACCCCACUCUACUUAGCCCAGCAUCAUUCUUCUCCUCUUGGCAGAUUAUCUGCAGCCGAUUGGAGGAAUAUAACAGCCGUCAGGCUUUGUGCGAUGGAACUCCUGAGGGACCGUUACUGCGCAAUCCUGGAAACCAUGACAAAGCCAGAACCCCAAGGCUCCCUUCUUCAGCUGAUGUGGAAUUUUGCCUGAGUCUUACCCAGUAUGAAUCUGGUUCCAUGGAUAAAGCUGCCAAUUUGAGCUUUCGAAACACAUUGGAAGGGUUUGCUAGCCCACUUACUGGGAUAGCGGAUGCCUCCCAAAGCAGUAUGCACAAUGCCUUGCACAUCUAUAUGAAUGGAACAAUGUCGCAGGUGCAGGGAUCUGCUAAUGACCCCAUUUUUCUUCUUCACCAUGCAUUUGUUGACAGUAUUUUUGAACAGUGGCUCCGAAGGCACCGUCCUCUUCAAGAAGUUUACCCAGAAGCCAAUGCGCCCAUUGGCCAUAACCGGGAAUCCUACAUGGUUCCUUUUAUACCUCUCUACAGAAAUGGCGAUUUCUUUAUUUCAUCCAGAGAUCUGGGCUAUGACUAUAGCUAUCUACAAGAUUCAGACCUGGACUCUUUUCAAGACCUUAUGAAAUCCUUCUUGGAACAAGCCAGUCGGAUCUGGCCAUGGCUCCUUGGGGCAGCUGUGGUGGGGGCUGUCCUCACUGCCAUGGUGGCAGGGCUCACCAGACUGCUGUGUCGUCACAAGAGAAAGCAGCCCAUUGAAGAAAGGCAACCGCUCCUCAUGGAAAAAGAGGAUUACCACAGCUUGUUGUAUCAGAGCCAUUUAUAAAAAGGCUUAGGCAACAGAGUGAGGGUGAAAAGCUCCACCUCACGUUAACUCGCAGUAAUGUACAGGUUCCCAGGAGACAUCCCAACGGAAACCCCUGAUAUUUGUCGGUAAAGACCCUUCUCAGAAUUGUAACCUAAUACAAAGUGUGCCCUCUCUCCAACUUGGACAGGACACACCUAUGUUUGUCUUAUUGUUUUUGCUCAUCCCUUUUUACUAUUUUCCCCAAGCCCGUAUUUCCAAGGAAUGGAUGCUAUUUGGUAACAAGGAACUGUUGCUUAAAUCUGAGUUAAAGCACUCUCAU
Molecule: messenger RNA, 2391 nt
Organism: Nycticebus coucang (slow loris)
Lineage: Eukaryota; Metazoa; Chordata; Mammalia; Primates; Lorisidae
Gene: TYR
Product: tyrosinase
Exons: 5
Coding region: 498-2090 (530 amino acids)
Biological process (GO): melanin biosynthetic process; pigmentation
Molecular function (GO): tyrosinase activity
Source: RefSeq, a predicted model, not a curated record